AUGUUCAAGUUUGUUUAUUUCCCAACGCUCGAUCUGCUUGUCUGUACAGACAGCAAGUGUGGUUAUGCAGUCGAAAUUUCAAACGUUAGGCCUCAUCUCCGUAAGACUCACAAGCUCUCCUCGGCAGCAGAGCUAAAGGAAGUUGAACGACUUGUCACUGCCGCCCGCAGUGAGAUCGAUCACAGUCAGAACCAAGAACUUCGCCAAAAAUACAUGCGGACUACCGUCUCCGAUUCUGUCAUGGGACCAAUUCUCCCCACAAUGGACAUCAUUCCAGUUAGACAGUGUUUGAAGUGCCCGAGAUGUGCAUAUAUUUCGCGAAUGGAGGGCACGAUGCGUAAGCAUAUGAGUGGUGCAGAGUGCUCAAAGUCUAAAUUUAUCGACACGGAUACUCCCCACAUUGGCGUUAAUGCCCAAUCCAUAUUUGGUGGCAACAGAAGACAAAAGUACUUCGAGGUUGUUUCUGGUGUUCAAAUCGCACCUCCUUGUGAGAUAACAAAUAUUCUGUUGAAGAUGGAGAGUCGCAAGCCCUCGGGAAUUGCAAAUGUCGACAUCUCGCAUGAGGUUUGAUAAGCAUCUCCAAAACAAUGACCUCUUGUACAAUAAGGCGUUCCAGCUCGCCUCUAUAUCAAAUACACAACGUGAUAAGUAUGCGCGGAGACUCAUGGCAUCAUAUCACAAACGAGCUUUUGACACCACAGAGCGAAAGGUGUACAUCAAAGCUCACUCGUUUAUGGACUCCGACCUAUCUCUCUCCUUAUCAAACAGCGCGGUCGAUUUAUACGAUGCCCGUACAAGUCGCCUAUUAUCGUUUUUGUUUGCUAGUUGCGUGGAUGAGUCAUCCCUCUUCACCCAUUUACCUGGCCGCAGUGUCAAUAUAUUGACCCAUCUCUCCCAUUUCACCAACUCCACGGAGGAUGAGAGUCUGGCCCUGCUGCAUGAAUUACUCUUGUCUCUCUUUUUUGAAGCGAUCUCUGACGAGGAAGAUGGCUUCAUCCUCUUCAUUUCAUGUUCUUCAGUAUUUUCAAGCCGAGACAAAACAUCGUUCCGAUUGGGUACCGCCAACGAGGUGUCCCCUAUGAUCGCUGCACUGAAGCACCUUGCAAAGUGCGUUGCAGUUACAGAGUUGUAUAUAAAAGGUCCUUCUGACACCACGGAAGGCUGGGAACGCAUUGCGAAAGCUACGCAGGGCAACCUAGACACCGGUGUCUGCUUUGUUCAGUACUGCAUAAAAGUGUGCCACAGGGUUCGAGAUGGAGAGAUGCAGAAGGUGAGGUUCAUAUUGUAUCCCCGUCAUCAUCACUGCGCUAUCGUCGACGGUAUCGAACUCUCUCUGUCCAAACUUGGUGAAAAGAUGAAGGCUCUACAGCGCAAAGCAUGGUACUUGCUCAGCGGCGGUAUUAUCAAUGGCCUGGUUAUCACUGCCGAUUUCUGGCAGGCCUGCGCGGAAAUGCAAGACACAUUCACGGACAGAACCCCGAGUUAUUGGUUUGCAAGUCACAGGGCAAAUUUUCAUGUGUAUCGUCACUGGUCCCAUGCUUUGAAGGACAUGCUGCAGCCUGUUAUUCUCGAUGGGCAGGGAAACUUCAACCUGAAGAAAACAAAAGAUUUCAUCAACAAAUGCGAGGAGUUGCAACGCGUUAUCUACGUUUUGCCCCAGAUAUGUUCGGGUGCCCCUGCUCGCGCAAGUGAAGUUGGUGCGGUACAGAUUUGCAACUCAUCUACGGCUUGUCACAACCUGUACCUCAGCAACGGACAGUUGUUCUCUGCCAUAUUCUAUCACAAAAGCAGGAAUAUGCACGAGGGAUUGGGCAAGCCCAUAGUCAGGUACCCAGAUGCGGUCACAGCGGGUAUCAUUAUGGCGUAUCUAAUUGUUGUCCGACCGGUGGAAGGGCUCUGGCAUUAGAUGCACAAGGUCACUGGCACUGAAAUCGAGGCUUAUAGGCAAGCUUCUCAGACCUGGCACAACUCCAAUGGAAUGAAACAUGGGACCUCGUGUCCUUUCGGGGAUGAAAUGUCUGAGUCGAGCCCAGUGUCUGAAAAUGGGAUAUCGGGAAGGGAAUCGAGCAGAGCGUCAGACUCGGAUGGUCUGGUCCACAUUGGCGGUCUGAAAGCAAGAAAGAUUCCCUCACAAGAUGUGGGCUCAAGGCUGGAGAAAAUGGAAGAGGCAAUUUUCAGUAUUCGCUCCGAGCAGGCGAAAUGCAUGUCUGUGUGUCAAACUUUUCAGCAGCAUGUAAUGGAAUCAGUCAAAUCUCUCACUUUUAUCAAAAGAAAUGCAUAAAUGGGUCUAUUUCUGGACAAACACGAGGCACAGUUCCAGUCAAAGGAGCAAGAAAACGCUGUAGACAUGGCCAUUGAUGCCGAAAAAUAUACGCUUGUGGUCCUUCCGACAGGUGCGGGAAAGUCGAUGACAUUCAUGAUGUCUGCUUUCGUGAAACCGAACAAGGCAGUCGUAGUUAGUUUUCCUCUGGUGGCGUUGCAAGAGGACAUUUUGAGAAGGUGCUCUAAAGUUGGAAUACAAGCCUCUCUCUGGCGAGAUCGGGAAGCUGCAGGAUCCAGGGUUAUUAUUGCAAGCGUGGAACAUGUUUCGAAAAAAGAUUACCAAGUCUACAUGGGGAACCUACUCCUGGCUGGCUGGCUCCUUGCCAUAUUUAUUGAUGAGGGUCAUCUGGUAGUACUUUGGCUUGAAUUUAGAGUUGCUAUAGAUACCCUGCGAGACCACAUCCGCCCACUAGGUGUGAGAGUUCCAAUUUAAAUGAAAACUUGGUCUGUUAUUCGACAGCAAACGUCGAGAUCUAACAUCAAGUACGAAGUGAGAGAUGUUACGCGGCAAGCAUUGUACCGGUCUGUUGACGCUACUUUGAGCUCCCAACUGAAGGAAUAUAACAUAUCAGACUGCAGAGCUAUUGUGUACGUUCCAACGAGAGAGUCCUGCAGUUUAUUAACGUCAAUAUUGUCAGGUCUCAUGCCCGGCACGCCUUGCUUUAUGUACCAUGCUGGAAGGAGUCCUGCAGAGCGAACUAACAGGCAAGGUGGUUGGGCUCACACAGCCGACGGAAAAGCACAUAUCAUGGUAGCCACGUCAGCUUUCGGCUGCGGCUUUGACAUUCUAACAGUCCGAAUAGUCAUUCAUGCAGGCUUGCCAGGCAGUCUCAUCGAGUUUAUUCAAGAAAGCGGGAGAGCUGGUCGUGAUGGUGACCUUGGAACAAGUACUGUUUUUAAUGUUUACGGUGCCCAGUGGAAGAGGAUGCCUGCUGACAGGCUUCCCUUCAAGCCAGAUCGACUACAGGCACACGGGCCCACCUCAGAGAGUUUCGUCGGGGAGGUGACACUACUGCAAGGGAACUCCAAGACGUGUCGGAGAUGGAUUUUAGAUCGCUUUGCUGAUGGUGCUGUUCCUUCGAAGUCGUGCUCGGAAAGAGGCAUUCAGGCCUGCGACGUCUGUCACCCCGAGCUUUACAAAUCCGUCCAAAAUGAAAAUGUCACAGAUAUUCAGCAACUGAACAGUCCAACGGGGUCUACGAAUACAAAGAGCAGCACAACCAGUGUAUCUGCCGAUGAGGUUCGGGAAUUUUUUGCCCGCCUGGGAAAAAUGGUUGUCCGGCUUGCACAGUAG
Messenger RNA from Chondrus crispus (carragheen), 3616 nucleotides. Its product is annotated as RecQ helicase. Bases 545 to 1906 code for a protein of 453 amino acids. The transcript is spliced from 6 exons. NCBI's taxonomy places the organism in Eukaryota, Rhodophyta, Florideophyceae, Gigartinales, Gigartinaceae. The record is from RefSeq and is a predicted model, not a curated record.